CCGAGCGAGCAUUAUUCUCGCCUGCCGCCGCCAUCAUCACGGUCCUGCUCGAUCACGCAGUGACAUCGGCGGGUGCGCGAACGACAGUUGAUGCGUUUAGCUCUGCCUAGCUAUCGAAACGACUCUAUAAAGGGUCAAAAGUAAAAUUAUCAGGAACUCGUGUGAACCAAUACCCGCGCGGAUUUUGCUUUCUUCCUUAUACAAUACCGACAGCAGAACGCGACAGCGAGAAAGAUGACGAUAUCGUGAGCUCUCGAUGUAAUGCCAUGCUAUUAAAUACUUGCAGCAGCGAACAUACAAUCAUCGGAUAUUCGAUCACGAGUCAGCAUCGUAAGUCGGUAUUGUUUCGCUUACCGAAUGUUUUGUUUUAUUCACUGGUUGACCAUGUCGCUGGAUAGUUACCAAACUGAUCAACCAGUCGUCAGCGCACCCCGGCUUGUGUGAGCUAAGGACCUUUGCGAUUGUAUCGCGGCCUCUGUUGUACGGACUACAGACAGAUCGGCAGUCGGCCCGUGUCGCGUCUCGUGUCGUUCUUACAUUUUGUCUUUUCCUCUGUUUCACCGCGUGUCUUCAUUUGAGUCUGUGCUUUUCCUCUGUGAGGUGCUACAGCGAACGCUCCGCUGCGUCAACUAGCGUCAAGCGUUGAUGCGGCCAAACAGCUCAGUCAAUGGCAAUGGGUGUUGUCCUCUACCAGGGAAUGAACUAGCGUCACUGAAAUAGACAAAAAAUAUUGCUACUAGUACUACUGUGCCUGACAUUGUGACCGAGCUCAAUUGCAGAUCAUUGCCACAGCACUGGUGGCGACCGUUUGCGGUUGGCCUAUUGGGUUUUGUGCGCGACUGCGACGCAUUGCACCUGGACAGCAACGCUAGUGACCCGGGAAGAACGCAUCGCUUACAGGCAGAGUCUUACAGGCAGGAACCACAAGGAAUAAGGCAAGGAUCAGCUCAAGCCAAUAACGGGAUUCUUAAGAGGCCUUGGGGGGAAACUGAAACCCAGCAUAUCUGGCCUAUAACCACGGCGAUGCAACAUUCAUAGACCCCCUACGAGUAGAAAAGAAUUAAAUCAAUAUUACAGCAACAUCGGCGUUGUCGUGGAAGAAGUGGUUACAAAAAGACGUGUGAGCGCGUGCUAUGCAUUGCAUUGAAUCGUAAUGGCAGGGUAUCGGCAGAAAUGAGCUCCGAAUGACUUUAGGCACUUGCGUGUAAUAACAAGACAAACAGGUGUAUUACAUUGUACUGCAUUAACAGACUGAAAGCGAAUCGAAUGAGCGCUGUACAAUGUUGUACUAGAGAAGACUGGAUUUUAUCAGAAUAGCCCGUGUGACAUACAACCUAAACUGAGUCCUGUAACGCACCCGUAAAGGGAGUGCUGCGAUCUCUACCGUGUUGUCGGCUUGACGACUAACUUCACCCACUAGCGUGCGCCCACCAUAUAGGCGUGCGUUGCUGAUUGCCGAGCCAUGCCGCGUUUACCUCAAUGUGUGUGUAAGCUCUAUUUCCAAUCCAGCGCGCGCUAAGAAGCCUAUUUCGGCACCCGUCGUAGCGUCUAACUUCAAUCUAUUGCUGCUGCUGCUGCUGCUGCGACCGUUUGUCCUGUAUAUAAUCACAGCCAAAAUGGAUCCGUUAAGUGCCAGAAUGAUAGUGGAAAGCGAAGAGGCGUCGCAGUGUCUCGUGCCUGACACCCGAACAUCCUGUCUGCUUAUCGACGAUUCACAACUCAAGCCGGUCGCCCUGGAAGAUGAGCGAAUGCCGUCGGAGGAGCUUCCUGCACCUAACGCACGCUUUCUUCUAGGCACAACUGAAGCCAGUGAUGGAUACUGGCAGGCUCCGACACGGUUUUCAAAAAAUGCGGGUGCUAUGAAUCCUUCGAAAUUUCAUAUUUUUUGGGACAAAGCCUAUUUCGCAACUGCUGUUGGAGCACUUCGUCUUUCAAUAAUGGGAUGUAUGAUGUUUGCUUUUCUCUUGCUUAGCUUCUUCAAGGGCGACAGCUGUCACGCGAGCCCGAGGUCAUCACACAGUGAGACUUCUAGUACCACAACAACAUCAUCUGUCGGACCAACAAUAGGGGACAAUGGCUUCUGGGUCUCUCGAUACGUGACGCCAAGCCCAAAUCCAACACCGACUGAGACAGCACUGACCGGUUCUUCCCUUUCACUCAACGUGCAUUUGUUCAUUUGUUCUGUGACAUUUGCCGCGAUGCUUGCGUGGAUCGCCGUGGACAAUUCGUCGUUCAACUAUCGGUUCCCCUUUAAAUGGAGACUAUUCGACUGCUGCGUGUAUUGUAAGCUAAUAUUACUCUCGCUGAUAUCGGCCUCUGUUCUUGUGAACACACGAAAUCAUAGUUCACUUGCGGAAAAAUGCAAAAGUUCCAUCGGGAAGCUGGACAUGGCCAUCGCAUUUUCAUUCUUGGCUGUGGUUAUUAUGCUUACGCUGGUCACCUUACGGCUCUUUGACAAAGACGCCCCCCAACCAACUCGAAGCACCGCCGGCGCUUCUAAUCGUUUACAGUGGAUUCAUAGACGAUUCUCAAGAUCGAGGCAGACCAGAAUUCUUCUGCAGCAGGUGGCAUAAACUUUGUAACGAUGGAAAUAUUCAAGUGGCGUUCAACGAUUCUAUUUAAUAGUGAAAUGGAUGGGAUAAAAUGGCCCCAUGUUAGAGAAGAGACUAUUCUAAAUACUAGCGUCCCAUAGAUAGAUAGAUGACUUAAACGAAAUGAUGGCAAGCGCAACUGAUUCAGUUUUUUCAUGAGAUAUGUAGAGCUACUACACAACAAAGCCCAGAGGCUUUCAACCAUGAAUAUCUGAUAUAACGCACACAGAAAUACAUAGAGCUGAAAACGCUUUUUUUUUUCAUUAUUAGAAAUAGUCAAGGUCAUUUGCAUGCUAUUAGGACGAAAACCGGCAGCGUAUCUCUAACAAACCAAACACUGCUACACGGAAGUUAUGUCCUAAUGCUUUCCGUUAAACAGAUGUAUAUAGAUUACGCUAGCAUAUGGCUAGAAGUUUUCUAUGGAUCUAACCCGAUCGACAAGGUAAGCAAGCGUAGUCCUAAUAACCAAGAUCAUGAAAGCAUGUAAAUUCUCUGGUUCUACGUCAUUCUGGCCAUGCUAUGCGGCCUUUGGCCGGAAUAAAUUGUUAUAUAUAUAUAUAUAUAUAUAUAUAUAUAUAAAAUUUAUUUAGAAUUUUAUUGUGUUGUUCUCCGCUAAAUGUGCGGCCCUCGCGUAAAUGAGUGGCGUUGAGAAGCCGUUUGUUGGCUCGCCGAUAUUUUUAGACGAAACGAUCAGGGUUCGAGCGUGAUGCGGUGCAGUUUCAAUGAAAUGAACGUGUUCAGCUUGUGAUCGACGGGGACGAUGUUUCCUAGCUGAAUAGCGUAAUCAUAAAAUGUUUGUUGGUUUAUUUACUAUUGCUAUGGGCGUAUAGCACGCAUAUACCGAAAUCUAGAUGACGAUUUCUUGGUAAGCAGACGAUCUAAAUCAUGCCGAUGGGUAAACAUGAAUAGAAAAUAAUGCUCAACAUAAGCCAGGGUAGUAGCUGGAUAAUAGAUAAAUGUGGUUGACCUAUGAGUAUAGCUUCAUAAAACGUAUAGAUUUAGAUUAACAUAGCUAUUCCACUGAAUAGAGCCCAGUUAGAAUUUUCGACUGUAAGUUUUAACUCGAUAGAAUUAAGUCGACAAAUUUUAUAAAAAAAAAAAAAAAAAAACAUCUGUCAUUAUUAUUAGUACCAACUAUAAUCUAAAUAUGACUAUCUUUGACAAGGCUGAAAUAAGUAAAUUUCCUGUAAAAGGCUGGAUUCAUAAAGCAUAUCACAACUAUACUGAUAGUUGCAAUGACAACUAUAACACAGUCGAUCCUGUUUUGUCUAGGUAAGUAAAUCUCGGGUUGUUUGCAUGUAGACUUCAGUCGUUCAUACGCGAAAUCGUGUUAUCGCGUUUUUAAGUUGCCAAUGUGUACAGACAAAAAAAAAGGACAUUUUUCAGAUGGCCUACGUUAAUUUAUCUUGUGUCCAGUGUAAAAUUACUUUGCGUAUAGGACAAAUUCCUUGACGGAGCUAGCCUUUGAGGAGUAGUAGCAGAAUUGGUGGCAAAAUGCUAGAAGGCAUGAAGAACUCAUAUAUAAUACAUCCAUACACACACAUAACCUUUCUGUACAUAUAUGAAAUUGAAGACUAUAAUAGUAUCAGGAGGUAUCGAUCAGCACAAUAGAACCUGAGACACCCAACGACAAAACAAAAGAAAAACAUAUAACUCGUUACUUUAUUCCAAGUGGUUACGCAAAUAGACUUCGGAAAGGCCGUCGAGUUUCGUUGAUGCUUUGAAAUAUACAUAUGGCAUCCAUUAUGAAGUUUCAAGAGAGAGUUCAAGAUCAAUUGCUUUUAUAUGGGGACACCAACCGACAAAUGCUACAGAAAAACAGCGAUGCUACAACAUGCUUGGAUGCAAUAAUAGCUGUGGGCGUCUUGACCUAUCCACGGUCUUCCGGUCGAACUUCCGCCGCAGCAAAUGAUGACGAAACAUCCAAGACAUUAAAAACAUGACCAAAAAGAAGGCCGAAAGAUAUGUUACCUCACGACAAUGAUAACGAGGUCGAAAUCAGUGAUUUAUCGAAAUGGGUCGUCAUUUGAAAAUCCACUGAAAAUCUCAAUGAUAUUUAGAGUAAAAACACAACGCCACAAUCUAAGUACAUUAACAAUACAAAUGUUUGAAGACAUGGAAGCAUUAUAGUCUCAUUAUAUAAUCAAGAAGUUAAUUUUGCAUAUAUAUAUAUAUGAAAUAAGUGAAUUCCUUCACCUUUUUGUAUUAUUUUUUUCGUUCGUGUACCAAACAGUUUCAUUAGAAAAGGGCGAACCGAGGAUGACCGCCACGCUCAACGUCCUGUUUCCUUUCCUACACGCAGGGCAUUUUCCACUUCGUCUGCAGCGCUGCGCGGUCAGGAUGGGCCGAAGACGGCCCUAUUUAACACUCAUGGAAAAUUAAUCAAUAUACCAAAUACGUCUCGGUACGCGCUAUUAUCAGACGGGUAUGAUAAAGUGCAUAGCCACGUGUGUGUGUCAUACUGUCAUAAAUUAUAAGAAGAAAUAUAGACGAUUACGAUAUAAAUAUAUACGAAUCUAUUUUUAGUAAUCGACAGUAGGCUUUUUCGUAGCAAAACAAUAUUAGCUAAUAGUAGUAAUUAGUCACCACAUUUUGUCAAACUAGUUGUUGACAAAACUCAGCCAGAUGCUCGUGGUAAAUCACAAAUACGAUGCGACGCCAUACGGAUCCCAUUGCUUCGAAAACGAUAUUUUAAAAAAUACAAGAGAAAAUUGAAGUUACGUUCUAGGAAAUGAAGACCGCAUUCUAUCGCACUGAAGUGCCGAACGAAACGAAAGUGAGUACUAUCCGACGAUAACGUUGGUGCCGACCUAUUGUCAAUGCGGUGGUAUCGAUACUGUUAUAUAUAGAAGUAUAGAUAAACAGAUAUACGUACUAAUAUUGUAACCAUGUCAGAAUAUAUAUGUACGGAUCUAUGGUCUAAUCUAAGCGUGGUAUUUCUAUCCACGUUUGCAUUAUGUAUAUGUGAAAUUGUCAAAAGAAAAAAACUCUGACCGUUUUAAUAUCCAUAUUGAAGCAAAUAUUUUUCCUUUUCAAAUUAAUAUUGCAAAAUUAGAUAAGCGUCGUUUUCGCCAACGAUUUUCCGAUAGCAAUUGAAUUUCCUCGUUUUGAAACUUUCGGGCGAAAAAUUCUAGCAGGUGAUCUGAGCUAACUAAAUGAGUACCGCCUAGGGAUUUCCGUAGGCCCGGACUAUACGGCAAAUGUAUUAUAGUUUUUUCAUCGAAGCUUUCCCAGCUUUUGUGGGGUAACUAAAUGUAUGUGCAUUGCCAUCAUAAAAGACGACGCUUUUUGUCUUUAUUAAUUAUGAUCAGUUUUUCUCAGCUAUUGUAGUAUUGAUAGCUGAUGAUAGUGAAAAUCGGAAUCGAUUGUUUUGGUAUGGGGUAGUAACUCACAAUGUACGAUUCCUCUACAUUUCCACUAAACACAUGGUAUCAGCUUGUUUGGCGUCGGUCACGGCUUCGUUACAUAGUGUGUUGAUUCUCUUUUUGAUAAACGUUUCAUCGCAUGUAAUUAAAAAAUGUAGUAACCACAAAACAGUUUAAAUUUUGUUGCGUUAAGAGCCUCGCUGAUAAAAGUACCACUUCGUGUGGUACCUAAACAUCGACAGUUUUUUUCGGUACGCUCUCCAAAACCACGUGAUAGUGGAUGUCCAGUUCCUUGGGGAUACCAUGGCUACCGAUGCGCCGGUGUCGCUUAUAUUUCGCAAUAAAUUCAUUAGCCUUUUCCGUAAUUGGUCGACCGCUUCAAGGCAAAGUUUCGGUAUUAUCUUUGGGCCGCUUCUUCUGACAACGCAUCUUGACCAUAAAAAUAACAUUAUCUUAUAGACCUUAGAUAGAUCAAACGGUAAAGUAUAGGUAAUGUUCGCAUACAUUUUAUUCAUCUUUAUAAUAAUAUGGGCAUAAUAAGGGCACUCCAACAAUUUUGGGGCACAGCCUGGAAUCGGUUUUUAAAGACGCGACUCAUUAUUUGAGAUACGUGAUAGCUAGAGAAAUGGUCAACAUUUUUUUGAC
Varroa destructor (honeybee mite) is the source of this 6601-nucleotide messenger RNA. RefSeq lists its product as uncharacterized. The record is from RefSeq and is a predicted model, not a curated record. NCBI's taxonomy places the organism in Eukaryota, Metazoa, Arthropoda, Arachnida, Mesostigmata, Varroidae.